CGAUUCCAAAAAAAUUUAUUUUCACCGAUUUAUCGUGUGACCCAUCACGAUAGCAAUGGAAAAGACCGGAGAAAAACCGAUUCGCACACACAAAUCAUGCAGAUGUAAAAAAAUUGUUGGUGGAGCACUCACGAACGGCGAGUUGUUAAGACGGGACAACGCCCCUCGAAACAAAAUUAUUGCGAAAUUGCUGAUGUCGAUCUUUUCGGUGCUGCACUUGGGCACCGUGUUUAUGGGAGAAAAUGAGCUGUUGCUUGUCGCAAAAGCAUUUUAUAUGACCGAUUUGGUUUUUCCGCUCAACUUACACCCGGUUAAUGUCGCAUGUGUGCCUCAGCUAAAAAAACCAUCCUUUCAUGCCGAUCGUAUGCACCAAAACGGAAAUUAUUCCGAAUCGGACAUGCAUGAUGAUGCGAGCGGUAGAUCAUCAGAGCCAUCAGACGUGGACAGCACCGUGAUGUCUGAUGACGUGUUCUAUUCGUGCAAUUCACAAGAUGCCACGGGAACACCUGAUCAUCGGCAGCACGGACCGGCGCACUCACAGAACUCCCAUGCAAACGCAUACCGCUCGGCUGAGGAUGCGGGUCAAGAUUUGGACAGCGGUCCGCAGCAGAGCAUUUGGCGCCGAUCCUACAACGGUGCAAAAUCAGUUCUGAACACGGUAAGUUCAUCUGUCAGGCAUUUUAUGGGUUUUGGUGGUGCUGCAGGGCGCACCGACAACGGUUUGAAUGGCAAUGACGGUGCCAGUAAUUCGCGUCCUGCUGCCCAAGACCAUUUGGAAGAUCCUUCGGCUGUUCACAGUGACGGUUCAGCGAUCGGGAACAUGGAAGCGGACCCGGCCACAAACAACGGAAGCUCCGGUUGGUGGGAGUAUGCGAAACAAAAAGCAGCAAGCGGCUAUAACGGCAUCAAAAACGCUGCAUCAAACCUAAAGAACAGGAUUGCGGGUGAGCAAGGCAGCAGCUUAGGAGAGGACGCUGAACCAGAGGUAGGAAGCAGCGGUAAUUCUGGUGGCUGGCUCGGUUACGUGAGAGACGGAUAUGCGCAUGUGAAAGGAAAAGUAGCGGAUGGCUGCAGCUAUGCCUGGGACAAACUUGCCAGCGGUUGCAACUAUUCAAAAAAACAGAUGGUGAGAGUACGUAACGCUACCACCGGGAUGGCGUCCAGUGCGAAGAACAAAAUUACGGGCUGGUGGAACAGCGGUGCAGGCACCGAUGCACCGCGGCCCGGUAUCUUCAAAAGACUGUGGAACUGGGCGAAGCAGAAAAUCAAAAAUUUGUUCACAGGGUCUGCCAGUCCAAAACAGAAUGGCAGUGGUGGGCCGCCGGUAGAUCCAGGGCCACCCCCAGAAAAUGCGCAAGGGCCAGACAACAAGGAAACGAACUCAUCGGGUGCCGGAGAAGAUGACACGAGCGAUGCUGAUGACGUGUCUGAAAAGUGUUUAGAAUCGGGCAACAUGCACCUGAUCCAUAAAUGGAAUGAAAAGACGGUGAGGGUGCCGUAUUCGAUCAAAGAUGACUGUGCUGUUGCAUGUGAUGGGGGAGACGGCGAUGGUCCGCCACCCAACAGCACCACCGUUGUCAGCAGCGAUGGCGUAGAUGAUACCGAUGCGGAUGAUGAGCACUUAAAAAAGUAUUUUUCCAUUAUCACGGUGAGCAUCGUAAUUUUGGUCUUGGCCCUGCUCAUCUACCUGUACUUCAAACAAAAUGUUGGGCAUAUGUUCGUCAAGAGAUGAGCAAAAAGCACGGCGUUCUAUGAAAAAAGCAGUGAAAGUGCAGAACUUGCGCGGGAGUGGUGCUGUUUGGUUUAUGUUAAGUAAAUUAUGUUUGUGUGUUGUAGAA
This is a messenger RNA of Vavraia culicis subsp. floridensis, 1838 nucleotides long. RefSeq lists its product as uncharacterized. Bases 56 to 1732 code for a protein of 558 amino acids. The record is from RefSeq and is a predicted model, not a curated record. Lineage: Eukaryota; Fungi; Microsporidia; Pleistophoridae. The transcript has a single exon.